Messenger RNA from Homo sapiens (human), 926 nucleotides. Its product is annotated as serine/arginine repetitive matrix protein 1-like. Lineage: Eukaryota; Metazoa; Chordata; Mammalia; Primates; Hominidae. The transcript has 3 exons. The record is from RefSeq and is a predicted model, not a curated record. Bases 1 to 843 code for a protein of 280 amino acids.
AUGCGCCCAAGUUUCAACCUCUACGGUGGGAAAAAGACGCCUGCGAUAAAACAAAGCGCUCGGUGGUGGUGGCCCUCGCGUCGCACCUCACGCCGUGCAGCGACACGAGACGAACACAGGGUGCGCUCUGAAAGGCCGGGUCCCGCGUUCCGGUCGAUCGGUGUUCCCCGGGACCCGCUCCUCAGGGCUGACCCAACUUCCUCCGGAAGGGGCGCUCUGCCUCUAGUCGCUCGCCGGCUCCCAGCCCCGACCCCAGACCCCUCGGACGCCCCCAUAGGCCUAGCUGGCGCCCCAACCGCCCACCCUCCGCUACCCACCCGCGGCGGCCCCGACCCCAAGCCGGAGCCUACUAGUCCCAACGGCCCGCCGAGCACUGACCGGCUCGGGACAGCCCAGGCCCCUGUCGGCGAGCGCUGGACUCCUCAGCUUCGCUCUGCCACACCGCGCAGCCGCCGUCCGCGUCUUUUGUUGUCGCGAGUUCUCCUGGCAACCGGCGAAGCCCGCCUCCCGCCGCGUCCUCUCCUGGAUGCCGCGUCCUGGCCCCGCCCCCAUCCUGGCCACGCCUCCAAGCCCGCCGCGCAGGAGUCCUGCGUCCCCAGGAAGUCCGCAAAGGGCCGGCCCCUGGGCUUGCCUGCAAAUCCGAGUUGUGUCCCACCAACGCGCUGGGACCGGUCUGUGAGGCCUGAGCGCAAGCAUCUUUCUACGGGUCCACUGAAGAACUCUGCAUAUGUCCCAUGGGAGACCAGCUUUGGGCUGCUUGUCCUACAGAGAAAAACAUCCAUGCCCAGUCCACUUUACCAGAAAAGCAGUAACAAACAGAAGAUUACAGCUAGACCAAAUUAAAUAAAGAAAUAUGUGCCCUUUUCGCCUAAAUCAUCUUCCCUCACCCAUAUUUUGAGAAAAGCUGGAUCCAGGAAAGAAAGGAA